Aspergillus alliaceus is the source of this 1032-nucleotide messenger RNA. RefSeq lists its product as uncharacterized. The record is from RefSeq and is a predicted model, not a curated record. The transcript is spliced from 6 exons. NCBI's taxonomy places the organism in Eukaryota, Fungi, Ascomycota, Eurotiomycetes, Eurotiales, Aspergillaceae. Bases 1 to 1032 code for a protein of 343 amino acids.
AUGGCGUUGAAAGGACGGAGCGAGGAAAUUCUAAUUGUGACUACUGUUUUCCUUACAAUCUCUACUACAGUAUUUGCCAUGCGAUGCUUUGUUCGGUUUAGGCUAUUGAAGACUUGUCGAGCGGAUGAUAUCUUUAUGAUAUGUGCCACGUUGAUGAAUGAUGCGCUUGCGACAUGCACAAUUACUGGAGCUGUGAAUGGAAUGGGGAGCAAAUUUGCACAGCUUGAUGCGCAAGAAAUUCAAACUGCCCUGAUGUGGUGGUUUCUUUGGCCACUGUUCUACAUUUUGACCGGUAUAUGUAUCCGCACAUCGAUCGCAUUGACUAUUCUUCGCAUACCAUGGCCGCGGCCAUACAGAAUCAUCCUUUGGCUGAUCAUCUUCGUCACGUGGUCUGUCGGGGUUCCUCUGUGGUUUACGUUUCUGCUACAGUGUAGACCGGUGUCAUAUUACUGGCGCAGGACUGGACAAGGCAGCUGUCUAAAUCCCACCGUAGCUAUCAACUUUGGUUAUGCUUUGAGCGCCAGUGCCGUUCUAUGUGACGUUACGCUUAGCGUUUUGCCGGUCUUUCUCAUCCAACGCUUGAAGCUCAAUCGGACAACGAAGAUAGCUGUUGCAGGUAUUCUAGCUAUGGGCGGUCUUGCCUGUGUUGGUGUUAUCAUUCGUCUUCCGUACAUCCAUCAUUAUAGAGACAAGGAAUUCCUAUACAACACGACCCAGAUCACUAUAUGGUCCAACGUGGAAGCCAACCUCGGCGUCAUGGCCGGAAACUUGAUUACCCUGCGGCCGCUCUUCCGCUGGUUUCACGAUGUCAGCAGUAGAGGCUCUUCAGGGAGAGACAGCAGCGGCAAGUUUUUGGUUGCGAGUAGGGACAUACCUAAUCACCUCCAAACCCGGAACAGCAUAACCGGUUCCACCCAGUGGAGUCCCGAAGCUGGGUCACAAGAGCCUCAUAAUUUUCUCUCAUCGGCUGCUCCCCGCGGUCAGGUAAACCCAGUUUCCGCCCUUGGAGAUAUGGAACUCUGUCCUGUUUAA